This is a messenger RNA of Notothenia coriiceps (black rockcod), 3024 nucleotides long. Its product is annotated as afadin- and alpha-actinin-binding protein-like. NCBI's taxonomy places the organism in Eukaryota, Metazoa, Chordata, Actinopteri, Perciformes, Nototheniidae. Gene Ontology annotation, cellular component: ciliary basal body; centriolar satellite. The coding region runs from base 1 to 1323 and encodes 440 amino acids. The record is from RefSeq and is a predicted model, not a curated record. The transcript is spliced from 10 exons. Gene Ontology annotation, biological process: intraciliary transport involved in cilium assembly.
AUGGAUGCUGGAUCGUGUGCUGCUGUAGGCGGCGGGACACAUGCUUUUGCUAAUCAAGUGCAAAAACUUCAAAACAUAAUUGCAAGCCGAGCCAGCCAGUACAACCAUGAGAUGAAAAGGAAGGAGAGAGAAUUCAACAAACUGAAGGAGCGCUUGAAUCAACUUCUGGCUGACAAAAAGGAGAAGAAACAAGCCAUUGAUGUAUUAAACAGCAUUGGAAGAGCUGAUGGGAAGAGAAGCCUUUGGAAAACUGUAAAGACAGAAGCCAAGCAUGAGGGGGAGAUGUAUAAGACUCUGCUGGGCAACUAUGACACCCGACAAAGGGAGCUGCUGCUGGAAAAUGCAGAGUUGAAGAAAGUGUUGCAGCAAAUGAAAAAAGACAUGGUGUCCAUUCUGAGUUCAAGAAAAACAGCUCUGAGAGGGGACAAACAUCAAGAUGCCGGCAAACAGGUUGAUGCAGAGGAGGAAGAGGAAGUGUUUGAUUCCAGUAAAGAAAGUGUAGAGCUAUACUGUGAUCAAGCCCGGGAAAAGCUGACCAACAGUAUUCGCCUCCAGUGGAGGAGACUUAAGAGCCACGUUGAAAGAUUGGACAGCCAAGCAUCUUUAGCUCAGAUGGACGAGAACACAAACUCUGAUGCUGUCGCCCGAGAGACUCAUGAGGACGAGAUGGACAGACUGAAGCUGGAGAUCCAGCAGUGCAAAGACUUAAUUCAAACACAACAGCAUCUCCUGCAGCAGCAGUUGAGCUCUCCGUGUGACGAUGAGACUGCCUCCCUGCUGAGCGACUGCUUCAUGCUGCAGGAGAAAGAGCGCUUCAGAGAGGAAUGGAAGACCCUUGAGGAACAAAGAAAUAUAUUUGAGAGAGAAAGGAGGAACUUCACUGAAGCAGCUAUCAGACUUAGCCAUGAGAGAAAGGACUUUGAGGACGACCGGGCACUGUGGCUCAAACACCAGUUUUUAAGCUUGAGUCCAUUUGCUGACUCAAAGAAACCCCAGAUGUCAAAAUCUAAGAGUGCCUUUUCAAUUUCUAAAACAGAGGCGAGUGCAGAGACAGAUCCAGAAAAGCUAAUCAAAUGCAGGUCUGGCGCAACCUCCCCCAUACCCAGAUGUGUCCAACUCACACCCACACCAACAGACCACUUGCAUCGGACACUUUGCCUUAUGCCGGACAACAGAUCAACCAAACCAAAGAGAAAGGUUGAGCACGUUGAAGAAUCACAAAUCUCUUUUAAUGAAAAUAUCCCAGUUCAGUGCAAACAGUGGAACGACAGUGAAGACCAGUACAGCCAUUCACUCCCAAAGGAAAAGACCAGCUCUAUAUGAAGCCAGACACUUUGAAUAUUGUUCAUGUCCAUUGAUUGUGGUUAGUUUGUGGUAUUUUAAAAAUAAACCUGAACUGUAAGGCCAAACACUUGAAGAAAGACGGUAAAAAGGAACAAUAUCUGAAAAAUAGCCGUUAAUGGUUGUAGCCAAACAAGAGUUCUGGUUAGCUGCUGGUGUUCAGUGUGACAUAUUUUUGACUAUUCUGACUUUUUAUGUUGUAGUUUUUUACAUUUGUGACAUAUGUAUUUAUUGUUUGGCUGUUAUAUCUAGAAUCUAAGUCUGAGACAAGUAUUAUUUUCCAAAACAUAAUUUGUCCCUGUAUUGUGAUUUGCUUGGUCUAUGUUAAUGGUUGCUUUUGCACCUUAACUAAUCUACAUGUUGCUCCCACAACUUUGAAAUAUUUGUUCUUAUCAUGUUUAACUUAUUACCUGGCACAAUUUUUUAGAAUUAAGAGUUAAUGCUGCUCUUUUACUGAACGCAAUAAGAAGUAUUUUUCAAUAGUUUGAUAUAGAAAAUGUGAUCAAAUUCAGAUAAAUAACUAAAUGCAUUAUAUUAAAAUCAGGAAUCUUAUAUAGGACAAUAUAAAUUAUACUCACAAUUGAAUUCAACUUGUGUUUUUAUUUCGAUAGGCCUAACAUUAACAGAUGUGAACAAUUCCUACUAUCCUAAUGUGAGAUGAGUUAUUCUAUCUCGACAAUCUUAUAUUCUUAAAGUCCUUAUUAUAUAUCAUUCAAACACGAUUUUCUUGUGGUUUUACAUGUAUUUGUCUCUAUGGAAUACAAAAAACUGGUUCACCUCUACCAAGCCAAUUAUUACUGCCUGUUCCGGCAGUGGUUAUCAAAGUUUAAAAUGUUCAUUAUUUGUAUAAUAAAAAAGUUUACCAGUUUCAAGUAGGCUACUCCCUCACAUUAUGCAAGAUUCGAAGGCUUUGUUGUCAUUUGCAGAAUAGCUACAGCUUUGUUGUUGGCAAUGAAAAGUGAGGAAAUGGUGCAAGUAAAAUGCAUUAAGUAAACUAUCUACUGUACAGGUAAAAAUAAUUGGAUAAAACAAAAUGUAAAAAAAUGAAAUAUUAUACACAGUGGAUAUGCAACGGCUUGAUAUUAAAAUAAUGCAGCCAGUGAGGAAGUUACAGAGUAUCCUGGAGUCCUUGUUGAACCUCCACAGCCCGCAGAAGAAGAGCUUCUGUCUUAUUGUCCUGCAUCUCCGGGCCUCCCACCUCCAGUGCCCCGGCCUCGGUGAGUGACGCCGCUUCACUUCAUAACAGGAAGGGAAUAUCGUGGAUGCUGUGCUGGCCUGGGGAAAUGGCCACUAUCGUGGCUCUGCUGUGCCUUUUGGCUCUCUUGGACGGUGAGAAGAUUUCUAGUCAUCCUGAGAAGUCUACUGGAUUCAUGUCUGUUCUGCCGUCCGCGGUGAGCAUCCCCUGCAAAGGAUCGGGAGUACCACACAAACAAUUACCGGUUACCUUGUCACAGGCAAUCAGUUCGACAAAAUAUGUUUGUCUUUUUUGUUUGCCUGCGAUGAUGGUUCUUCAGGACUGCUUCUUAAGCUCUAAUCACACUCUCGCAGACUUUUCCGGUGAUUCUAAAGUAGAUGACAAUGUAUGUGUGUCGUUUAAGAGGAAAAGAUGCCUGUUUUUGUUGUUGUUAUUACUGUCAGGAAAUGUACAACCUAACCCUGGUCCGCCCAGUAGUAGUAGUCAGA